GACGGCUGAGGUAGGGAGGGGUAAAAAGGGGAGAAGUGAAGCUCAGAGAAUAAAAGUAGAAAUUCCAAGAGGUAGGGGGAUCGCCGGAUCGGAGCAUCAUCGUCGUCGACUGAAUGGAUUCAGAUGAAGAUGAGGGGAUACCACUGAGACAAAGACCGGAAUGGUCCGACAUCACUCCGGUGCCGCAGGACGAUGGUCCUAACCCCGUUGUUCCCAUUGCGUACUCUGAAGAGUUCGCCGAGAUUAUGGAUUACUUUCGAGCUGUAUAUCUCGCCGAUGAGCGAUCACAUCGUGCUCUUCAGCUUACCUCCGAAGCCAUUCACUUCAAUGCUGGAAAUUACACCGUGUGGCAAUUCAGAAGAGUAGUACUCGAGACUCUCAAUGCUGAUUUGCAUGAUGAAUUAGAAUUCGUUGAGCAUCUUGCUAGCAAGAACUCAAAAAACUACCAACUAUGGCACCAUAGGAGGUGGGUUGCUGAGAAAUUGGGGAGUGAAGCUGCUGGUAGAGAACUUGAGUUCACCAAGAACAUAUUCUUAAACGAUACUAAAAAUUAUCAUGCUUGGUCUCAUAGACAGUGGGUCCUUCAAAAUCUUGGAGGCUGGGAAGAUGAACUUGCUUACUGUGAUAAACUACUUGAAGAUGAUAUUUUCAACAAUUCUGCUUGGAAUCAGAGAUACUUUGUUAUAACAAGACACCCGGGAUUAGGAGGCAUAGAGGGAAUAAGAGAUUCCGAGGUUAAUUACACCAUAAAAGCCAUUAUCACAAAACCAGAGAACGAAAGCCCAUGGAGAUACCUUCGUGGCCUCUACAGAAACAACAUGAAGGCAUUUAUAACAGAUUCCAAUGUCUCAACGGUUUGUCUCAAAGUGUUGACUUCCAAAGUCAACUGCGUGUUUGCUCUUAGCCUUUUCUUGGAUCUCCUUGUCCAUGGUUUUGAACCUACCCAAGACCUGAGAAUUGCUCUGGAAUCUCUAAUUCCGGAGUCGAACAAUUUUGAUUCCGGUGUGGCAGCCGGGGUUUGUUCGGUUUUGGAAAUGAUGGAUCCGAUGAGAGUGAAUUAUUGGAGGUGGAGAAAGACUAGUCUUUCUUCUCAUGUUGAAGAGGGAGUUAAAAACCUCAGUGUUCAUUAAGCCAAACUUUUUAUACUGGACAUGACUGUAUUUAACAUGCGUUGGACUGGGACUGAGACGGAAUUUACAGUACUUGCUCUUGAUAUCUUGUUUGUUUGUGUAAAAGAUGUGAACGUCCUUCUCAUCUGUAAUGUCAGCUUUUAUCACCAUUUGAAUGGUUUUAAGUUUAUGGGGUAAACAUUUUGUUGUUUGGUAAUGUAAAGUAUUUUAGUAUUUA
This is a messenger RNA of Lactuca sativa (garden lettuce), 1347 nucleotides long. RefSeq names its product protein farnesyltransferase/geranylgeranyltransferase type-1 subunit alpha. Gene Ontology annotation, cellular component: protein farnesyltransferase complex; CAAX-protein geranylgeranyltransferase complex; cytoplasm. Gene Ontology annotation, molecular function: protein farnesyltransferase activity; CAAX-protein geranylgeranyltransferase activity. NCBI's taxonomy places the organism in Eukaryota, Viridiplantae, Streptophyta, Magnoliopsida, Asterales, Asteraceae. The record is from RefSeq and is a predicted model, not a curated record. Gene Ontology annotation, biological process: protein farnesylation; protein geranylgeranylation.